AUCAUGUGACCCCUUGUCCCUCUGAAUGAAGGUUACUUGAAAAUCAAAGAAGGGUUUGACACACUUUUUGGCUAUAUAAGGAGCAAUUUAACUGUUGCGAACAACCAACACUCAGCCAAAAUUGUUGCACUGAUAUGCUGUUUGCUUGGCUCUUCUUUUCAAAGAACUUUAAGAAAAGCUACAACUAUUAGCUUAAAAGAAAUCAUACCUAGAACCUGUGAUGAUGGUCGGAUAUUUGGUCUAGAAUAGGUCAAAAACAAAUGAAGUUCAGUAUUUACUGAUGAGCUUGAAUCAACUGCUCUUUAAUUUAUUAAUUUCUUCUUCUGUAACAUUCCAAACUUCUACUGGUAUUUUUUUAGUAUUAUAAUCACAACUGAUCAGCGGAAUUUGAAGCAACAAGAACACUACAACUCUUUUACAAAUCUAUUGAAUCCCAAGAUUGCCUGAAUUAUAGGAAAAAAGAAGCAAAAACUCUCAAUGAAAUUUUGUACUACUCAUCAACUGAAGAUCCCUAAGGCUUACAACGGUUGUUGGAAAACCAAUCACACUGAUUGGACCAACCAAAAGUGAUUGGUUGUGGUCGGUUUCUUUGAUAGUUUCAGCUUUGUAAUGUAUACAAAGUCAAUUAUUGGUUUGGCUUUGAUUCUCUGGCUUGGGAGACUGAAUAACCGAGACCGACUAAUUGGAAUGUAUACGUGUGGUGCACAGUUACGAUUUCACUCACCCACAUGUGAUCAAAACUUUAUAACCUAAGGUCCUAAUCCUCAAAUUGAAUUCUUCAAGUCUUUCUCCCUAAGGAAGAUUGAAUCACCAUUUCUAAGGCAACCAACCCUUAUCCUUCUCUGUCUCUCUCUCUCUCUCUCAGUUCAAUGUCUUCAAAGUGGACACACUCACAAUUUUGUUUAUGUAGAUGUGUAUCAUUUUAACUCCUUAGAAUGCCCUGAUUGAAGCAUGACACUCGCAUCCCUCUUCCUCUCCCAUCACAUGACAUACACUACUUUUAGUACCCUGUUGCAGGCUAAUUAUUUGCAUGCCCCAAGGUCUGGUAUUGGAGCUUCCUUACUAAAGGCCAGCCAUUUCACAUCUCCCUCAGGGAUAGUCAGUUUAAGAACUGCAAAGGGCAAGAAAUGGGGAGUACUCCUUUUAGUUGCAAAUGGUGAUGAUGUUGCGACAGACAUUAGUGAUAAGGGUUCUGAAAAUGCUGAAAGAUCAGAUUCUGAUGAUCGCUCUUCAGCGGUGACUCUUCCAUCCUUGGACUCUCCAAUAAGAAAUAGCCAGUUUCAAACUAGUACUGAAACUGAGUCAGGACCUCAGAUUUCUGAGGAUGUGAAUGGAUCUGUUAUUUCCAAGAAUGCUUCUUCUGUCAGCUUAAAAUCUGGGCUGAAAAGGUCACCAUUAACAGCAAGAGAGAAACUAAGGGCAGCCCGUGUUCUCAGCCGUUACACAGAAUCAAAGGCAUCUAAGGCAUCUAAAUCGGAACUUGGCAGCAAUGUUUUGGAGGCUCUGAGAGAAAGCGAUCGAGGGAAAAAGAAAUCUCGCCUUCCUGAAGCCCCUACAAACUUGUUUGAUGAUAGCAAACGAGGGAUGCCAAAACCAGGCCUGACUUUCGAGUUUCCAGGGGGUUUCGAUGCUUUUAUCAUCUUAGUUUCAUUUGUUACUAUCAGCAGCCUGAUGUUUGCCACGACUUACAUUGUGUGGAAAGUUGGUGCUAUCCAUUUCAAUGAGUACUAAGCUCAAUAGAGACAAGGUUUUGUCUUUCUGGUAAGCAACCGAACUCCUUGAUACGCUGAUGCUAAAGAACAAGCAAUUUCAAUUUUAGUAUUUUUGGGUAUUUACAGAUGCUUUUCGUUCUUACUGGUAGGGAUUUAAUCUCUUCUUUCAGUCCCAAGUAUAAUUGAUUGUACAAAUGUUAGCCUUGGCCAAAAAUUAUGUCAGUUUUGCCCAUUAUUCUGCUUGCUAUAUUUUUUAAUAGCUUCAUUGAAUUGAAUUAUGAUAAAUGCGAACUCAUGAACCUAGAACUGGAAUGGUUUA
This is a messenger RNA of Camellia sinensis, 2031 nucleotides long. RefSeq lists its product as uncharacterized. The record is from RefSeq and is a predicted model, not a curated record. Gene Ontology annotation, cellular component: chloroplast thylakoid membrane. NCBI's taxonomy places the organism in Eukaryota, Viridiplantae, Streptophyta, Magnoliopsida, Ericales, Theaceae.